Molecule: messenger RNA, 397 nt
Organism: Dreissena polymorpha
Lineage: Eukaryota; Metazoa; Mollusca; Bivalvia; Myida; Dreissenidae
Exons: 4
Coding region: 20-340 (106 amino acids)
Source: RefSeq, a predicted model, not a curated record
CAAAGAUUAGACUAUAUAAAUGUGUAUUGGGCAACACAUGCACACAUCAACUUUGCUUUGGAAGGAGCCUAAUCGAAAGAUGAAAUUCGCCGUGUGCCUGCUCGUGGUGUUGCCAAUUGUCUACUGUGCCAGCAUCGAGGAGAGGUUCAUCAUCGGAAGCUUCCAAUUGGACGACGCUGUGGCAUCUCUGAAGGCCGCCCUGGGCUCCGACACCAGCGAGGCUGCAUGUGAGCUCGCCUGCCCGUCCAUCCUCGCUGCAAUCCCAGGCGGUAGUCUGGCCGCUCCAUUCCUGUGUAAACCAGCAUGCUUGGAGCUCCAGCACCUUGCCCAGGGAAAAUAAAUGAUGGUACUUGAUUUGUGUUAUCACGGAAAAAUAAAAUAAAAUACACAAAACUUG